CAGCAACACUGAGUGAGAUCCACCAGUGCAGUGCAGGGCGCCAUGGCGAGCGCCAGCGCCACCUCCAGCAUCCUCGUCCCGGCGACCCCUGCCGCCUCGACUUCCCCUGCAUGCCCGUCCAAGAAGGCCGCCGGCGCCAGCCGCCGGCGCCGCGCCGUGUCGUGCCGGGCCAGCGCCGGCGGAAACGAUGGCGGCCUCCUCUGGCUGCCGCGGCGGGACGUGCUCGCCGGCCUGGGCGGCGUCGCGGCCGGCCUCGCCGGGUACCCGGACCUCGCGUCCCUCGCGCUGGAGGCGAACCCCGUGGAGAGCUGCCGCCGGGGCGACAAGGUCACGGACAAGCUGGUGGAGUGCUCGGACCCGAACCGCGGCUUCCCGUGCCCGCCGCAGAUGCGGAUCCCGAUCGUCGACUUCGUGCCGGAGGGCGCGGUGAAGCGCGUCCGGCGGCCGGCGCACCUCCUCGACCGCGAGUACCAGGAGAAGUACAAGGAGGCCGUCGGCAAGAUGCGGGCGCUUCCGGAGUCGAACCCGCUGAGCUUCGCGGCGCAGGCGGCCGUCCACGAGGCCUACUGCGACGGGCACUACCGGUACGACCCCACGGAGAAGAACCGGCCCUUCGACGUGCACUUCUCCUGGAUCUUCGCGCCGUGGCACCGCAUGUACAUCUACUUCUACGAGCGCGCCCUCGGGCAGCUCAUCGGCGACGACACCUUCGCGCUGCCCUACUGGAACUGGGACGCGCCCGGCGGCAUGGGGAUCCCGGCCAUCUUCAAGGACUCCUUCGCCAACCCGCUCUACGACCCCUACCGCGACCAGACCCACCGCGACGCCCUCAUAGACCUCGACUACAUCCACUCCCCCCAAGACGUGCCACCGAUCCCUUUCGUGCGGACGCCGGCGACCGCCACAGCCUACGAUGAGGCUGUGCAGAAGAACCUCUGCACCAUAUACCAGCAGCAAAUCCGGGGCGGCAAGGGCCCGCGCGCGUACCUGGGCGAGAAGCUCUGCAGCGAGGCGAGCUUCCGGGUGAAGGAGAUCAACGAGCGCUCGAGGAGGAGGCAGGACGGGCAGAAGAUCAAGCCGAACCCGUCGGCGAGCCAGGGCACGCUGGAGCGGAUGGCGCACACAGCCGUGCACGUCUGGGUGGGGCGGCCGAGCCCCACGGGCGGGUGCACCCUCAACGACGGCGCCGUCAUGGGGCACGACGGCAAGCCGCACUGCGGCAACGACAUGGGCUUCCUAGGCUCGGCGGGGCGGGACCCGCUCUUCUACUCGCACCACGCCAACGUGGACCGCAUGUGGCACCUCUGGUCCACCAAGCUCGGCGGCGCCGGCUUCGACGACCCGGAGUGGCUGGACGCCAGCUUCGUCUUCUACGACGACGUCGAGAAGCCGCGGCUCGUGCGGAUGAAGUUCCGCGAUGUCCUGGAGGCGAAGAACCUCGGGUACACCUACGACGAGGAAUCGGAGAAGGCGCUCCCGUGGUUCAACAGCAAGCCGACCCGGCUCUCCCCCGGCAGCAAGGGCGGCUCGGGCAAGGCGGCGGCGGCGCCGGAGUUCCCUCUGAGCCUGCGCGGCAACCAGGCCGUGGUGGUGCCUGGCGUGGCCGUGCCGGCGAAGGAGGCGGGGAAGGACCUGGUGCUGGUGGUCGAGGGCAUCGAGUACGACCCCCAGACGGACAACAAGUUCGACGUGGCCAUCAACGUGCCCAAGGAGGACGCCCUCAAGGUGGGGCCGCAGUACAGCGAGUACGCCGGCAGCUUCUCCGCCGUGCCGAGCUCCAAGGCGGACGGCGGGACGCUGCUCGGGAAGAUCAGCCUCUUCGUCGACGGCGUGCUGGCAGACCUCGGGGCCAGCGGCGACGCCACCGUCGACGUCGUGCUCGUGCCGCGCACGGCGGGGGAGGUGAAGGUCUACCUCCCGCCGACGAUCCAGAACGCGUGAGGAGAAUGCAGUGCGCCAGUGGCGAUGUCGUCGCAACGGUGUCCGCAAGAAUAAACGGCCGGCCUUGUAGUUUGCUUGUGACAUUUGUAUUAUAAUUUUUUUAAAAUUAUGGUGGGGCCGGGUGUUCCCUGGAAUUGCAUGGAUAGUGCGAAUUUUUUAA
Panicum hallii is the source of this 2101-nucleotide messenger RNA. Its product is annotated as polyphenol oxidase, chloroplastic-like. Gene Ontology annotation, molecular function: catechol oxidase activity. NCBI's taxonomy places the organism in Eukaryota, Viridiplantae, Streptophyta, Magnoliopsida, Poales, Poaceae. The coding region runs from base 43 to 1941 and encodes 632 amino acids. The record is from RefSeq and is a predicted model, not a curated record. The transcript is spliced from 2 exons.